This is a messenger RNA of Fulvia fulva, 1530 nucleotides long. RefSeq names its product Queuosine salvage protein. NCBI's taxonomy places the organism in Eukaryota, Fungi, Ascomycota, Dothideomycetes, Mycosphaerellales, Mycosphaerellaceae. Bases 1 to 1530 code for a protein of 509 amino acids. The record is from RefSeq and is a predicted model, not a curated record. The transcript is spliced from 7 exons.
AUGAGCGACGACGAGGCCGAUCGGGAGCUUCUGGAGUUGCUCAGACAGACUCUGGGCAUUGGCAGGAAGAAGUCCACUGAGAUCACAAGCAAUACUGGUGUCUUGAAGGAUGCCGAGUACAUCUACAACAAUGCCAUCGACGUUUCCAUCGAUAUGUAUGGCACGAAAGCUGCUGCUGCUGAGAUUCACAAGAGUAUGCAGCAGAAGAGCUAUUCGACGGAGACUUGGAUGCAGAAUGAGCUCCAUCCUAGACCGAGCGAGGGCUUCAGCGAGAAUGAUAUCGUCAACUUCAUCUUUACCAUGGACCUCUUGAACUACUCCUUCUGGUCCGAAUUGAGCAGUGAAGAACGUUACCAAGUCGAGUAUCGUGGCACCCGAUGGACUGGCUACAACAGCCUCGUGGCAUGUCUUCGCAGAGCGUUGGACGAAGGCAUACCUAUCACGACACCUGGGUACUGGACAAGCCAGGAGUUCUCCGAUCAAAUAGCCCACAACGUUUUCCGUAGCGCAACUGCAGAGCAGAUAACGCUUCUCGAAGAGCGAAUUGCGAGUCUAAGAGAGGCUGGCAAGAUACUCCAUGAGAACUUUCCUGGUGAUGGAGAUGACGACGAGAUGGAAGAAGCUGCACCGCAGACGACCGAACUGCUUGAUGAGGGAAGCGAGUAUAGACAAGGCUCGCGCAGCGACAUCGAUGGCCCUCCAGUCCUGGACAAGUCGCACGUCGGCGACUCUUCAGCGAAAGCUGUCGGAUCAUGCCAAGUUGUGUCCAAUGAUCACCCGGAGAUUGUUUCUGGUUCGAGGGAAUCAAGCGAAGCACUACUAGAGUUGACAAGUCAGUGUGAGCAAUCCAAUACAACUCUGGACCAACAACACUCGAGCGACCAAGUUCUUUCAUCGGAUGCACAAGACGCUGUGCCGCCAACCGUGGUGACGGACGGUCCCCUUACGUUGCAGUCGCAGAGUGGCACCGCGCAGCUAUCCGGAUCCCGGACCAGAACUCAGAGGCCAGACCAUGCAGUGGCCCGACUGAUACAACAAGCCGACAAGUCGGCUGGAAAGCUGGUCAACUUGCUUGCACAUCACUUUCCGUCUUUUCGAGAUGAGACUAGAUUCGAUGGCCGCAAAGUGCGCCUACUCAAGCGCGCUCAGAUCUUCGUAGCAGACUUGUGGGCGGCUCUCAAUGGCACCGGGCUGGGCGACUUUCACGAUAUUGAUCACUUGACAAUGUUUGCAGACUAUCGCGUGCCUCAAGUCCUGCACUCCUUUGGAGUACUGACGUACAGCCCACCUCUGGGCUACCGAAUCCAGAAUUUUGGACGCAUUGAAUCUGGACACUCCUGGGAAGUGCAACUCCGUGGCUGCAGCAUCUGGGCAGUUGAGUUGAUCAAACGCGAGAUCCUCAAAGCACACCCCGAUGCCAACGUCAAUGCCGUUCUGAUCGACUUCUUCCUCUACGACCUCGCAAAGGAGAAGGAGGCACAAGGUGUAUCCUCCCUUCCCCACCACAGAACUCGCUCCCAUUGGUACUGA